Messenger RNA from Knipowitschia caucasica, 1074 nucleotides. The record is from the annotation of a GenBank genome assembly. NCBI's taxonomy places the organism in Eukaryota, Metazoa, Chordata, Actinopteri, Gobiiformes, Gobiidae.
AUGGACCCAGCCAGGCUAGCAGGCAACAAGUGCCAGCAAGAACAGCGAGGGGAGGAAAAGGGGCACCAGCCAAACGCAGGAGAUGGAGAAGCACAGAAAAGCGGGGAGGUGGGGGCGGGGAUGGGGGCAAGGUUGGGAGGGGGGGGGGGGGGUUUGGUGAGGGAGGGGGUGGGGGGGGGGGGGUGGGGAGGGGUGGGGGAGGGGAGGACGAGGCAAGGGGGAGAUGGAGGAUCAGCAGGGAGGACACGCGAGAGCAGGUGCAGCGGAGCAGAAAGGGGAGGUGGGAGGGAGCAGGGUACAGAGGAGGAGAACCCAGAGGAGCAUGGAGGGGCACAGGGAGUCACGGUACAGGGGGGGCAGGCACCAGAGGGGAGAGGGAAGAGCAGGGGGGAGGAGAGCAGGGGUAGCAGGAAGCCGCGAAGGGAGCAAGAGGAGCAGGGGAGAGGGGUCAGAGGUGCAGAGGGCGAGCUAUGGGGCAGUCAGACAGUCAGCCAUAUGGGAGCACAAGCGAUGGAGUACAGGGAGAGACCUAGAGGGGUGCAGGAGGUCAUAUGGAAGAGGUGCACAGGACAGCAGAGACCUAGCCAGCCAAGGCAGGGGCAGAGGAGACAGGGCAAAGGAAGCAGGCAGAGAGCAAAGGGAGGCACAGGAUGGGAGGAAAGAGCAGAGGGGCAGAAGGCAGAGGUCCAGGCAAGGCAACAGAACAGCACGAAAGGCAGGCAGAGGGGGGGCAGGGAGAGCAGGGAGAUAGACAGGAGAGAGGGGCGGGCAGGGGCACCCAGAAGGGACAGGCAUCAAGCAGGCCACAGCCAAGAGACCAGAAGCAGUAGGAGCUGGGGGGGAAUGGGGGUGUCAGGACAGGGAGGAGGGAGCAAGGGGAGAGCAGGAGUCACAUGGCAGGCACAAGGGAGGAGAAGAGCCGGGCCAGCUGGACAGAGCACCAAACAGGGAGGAGGGAAGCGACAGACCAUAAAAGGAGCGAAGAGAGGCAGGGCAAGACAGGCCAGGGCAGAGGAACCGGGGGGGCAGCACCCAGGGGGCCCAGGGAAUAGAGAGGAGCAGACCAAAGGGUAA